AUGCAGGAUCAGUGCCCAAAAAACAAGCCCUUCGAGAAUAUUGCUGAGGCGGCCGCCAUUGCGGCUAGACAGCUUGAGCCUGUUCAACACCCGCCGUGGCCCAAGAGAAAGCGCGGCCCUCCUCAUGUCGGCCCUCCUCUGUCCGCUGUUGCUGAGCCGGUUGCUCCCCUCCCCGCCGCUGUUCAGCUGGUUGCUCGUCAUCCCGCCCCUGCCAUUUUCGGCGCGGGUCAAAGUAACCAGGUCGGCAGCGAAGAUGACGACUAUGAUUACACUUGGAGUGACGAGGAGCCUCCUAGCAAGAGGAUGUACCAGGAUGCCAAGAUGACCGACACAGUUGCCGCCUCCCCCAUCUUCGGCGCGACUCAACCCAAUGAGCUUGAUGAUGAUUUCGAGAUUGACCUAAGUGAAGACGAGGCUAUGUCCCACGAUGCCGGUAUGGCUGACGUGCAGGACUGGGACUAG
Molecule: messenger RNA, 462 nt
Organism: Aspergillus affinis
Lineage: Eukaryota; Fungi; Ascomycota; Eurotiomycetes; Eurotiales; Aspergillaceae
Exons: 2
Coding region: 1-462 (153 amino acids)
Source: RefSeq, a predicted model, not a curated record